AUGAGCCUCACUGUCCUGUGGAUGCUUCUGCCGCUGGCCACGGUGGCCCAGGGCCAGUACGGCGACUACGGGUACCCGUACCAACAGUACCACGACUACAGCGACGAUGGCUGGGUGAACCUGAACCGGCAGGGCUUCAGCUACCAGUGUCCCCACGGGCAGGUGGUGGUGGCCGUGAGGAGCAUCUUCAGCAAGAAGGAAGGGUCUGACAGACAGUGGAACUAUGCCUGCAUGCCCACGCCGCAGAGCCUGGGGGAGCCGACCGAGUGCUGGUGGGAAGAGAUCAACCGCGCUGGCAUGGAAUGGUACCAGACGUGCUCCAACAACGGGCUGGUGGCGGGCUUCCAGAGCCGCUACUUCGAGUCGGUGCUGGAUCGGGAGUGGCAGUUUUUCUGCUGUCGCUACAGCAAGAAGCUGACGACAGAAUACCCAGGCCACUACGGGGAGGAGAUGGACAUGGUGUCCUACAGCUACGAUUACUACAUGCGGGGAGCGACAACCACUUUCUCUGCCGUGGAGAGGGACCGCCAGUGGAAGUUCAUUAUGUGCCGGAUGACCAACUACGACUGCGAAUUUGCCAGCGUGUAGCCUGGCCGGCGCCGGAGCGGGGGCAGGGGAGGGGCCGGGAGACCCCCGGACGCCCACACCGCGUGUCUGCUGAGUGCCGCGCCCUCCCCGGGCAGGUCGCCGGCCACAAGGCCAGCCUUUCCGACUAGUGUCACACGUAAUAAAACCCACAGUGAAACCGCGUUUCUCACUCCCCGCCCGGCCCACAGCGACCGCCUUGCACCACUGACGACGGCUCUCCUGCUCGCCACAGCCCGCGCACACUCCGGGCCUGAUGACCAGCCCGGCCCCCGCACCUGUCACACGCAGCCUCGCGACUGCUUUGCUACCCGGCCAGCUGCGGCAGGCCUGGCGCCAAGGACCCUGUGAGCCGCUCGGUGGAGCGGAGGCAGCGGGCA
This is a messenger RNA of Pteropus alecto (black flying fox), 965 nucleotides long. RefSeq names its product dermatopontin (gene DPT). NCBI's taxonomy places the organism in Eukaryota, Metazoa, Chordata, Mammalia, Chiroptera, Pteropodidae. Bases 1 to 588 code for a protein of 195 amino acids. Gene Ontology annotation, cellular component: extracellular matrix. The record is from RefSeq and is a predicted model, not a curated record. The transcript has 4 exons. Gene Ontology annotation, molecular function: extracellular matrix structural constituent. Gene Ontology annotation, biological process: collagen fibril organization.